UAAUAAUAACGGCAAUUGUUUGAGCUGCAAAAAAUGGUCAAUAAUAUCAUUAUCUAUAAUCGGUUUUAUGGCCACUGUUAUUACAAUUAUUGUCACUAGUAGGGCACGGUUAGAUGAAUUGGACAGCCAUGAUGAUAAGGAACGGGUUAAGAGUGAAGUAGCUAUCAUAGUAACAAUGGGCACAAUAUCGGCCAUUAUCAGCACAUGUGGCGUAUUUGUGGUCAUCCGUGAGCACUACUACCUGACCCUUGUAUACACCCUAAUCAUUGUAGUCGAUGUGUUCAACAUGUUGGGCGCCUCCAUCAAAGGUCAUCCAGCUUUCUGGGGUGUCGUAGCCUUGAACACACUGAUAGCUUAUUUAGCGUACGAGUAUAGUCGUGCUAUCAGACARCGUAACCGCUACCGGCUGUCCAUCGAUACGGCCAAUGUGGCCACUGAGCAAACUGAUGUGACAAAUAUUGGGUAUCCGGCACCGGGUUAUCCUGAGUUUGCGUCCCAACACCCGGCCAACCAGCUACUAAUCAAUCAUGUUGUCAAUCCAGCUUAUGUCGAUACUGGUGUAUACCAUGAUGAUUCAGUACCAUUACGUCAUCAAACUACCGGUGCUUCAUCAUCAGGUUAUGGUGCCAUAUAACAUAUAUCAGCAGUGUGUGUGUGUGUGUGUGUGUGUGUAUGCGAUGAUUAUAUGCUAAUGUUUUAACAAAACCAAAACUAUUAUUUGUAUUUAUUUUGUAUUUAUUAAAAUA
Messenger RNA from Oppia nitens, 746 nucleotides. RefSeq lists its product as uncharacterized. The transcript has 2 exons. Lineage: Eukaryota; Metazoa; Arthropoda; Arachnida; Sarcoptiformes; Oppiidae. The record is from RefSeq and is a predicted model, not a curated record. Bases 68 to 634 code for a protein of 188 amino acids.